UUGAGCGGCGGCGCGCGCGUCAGCGUCAACGCCAGCGCCUGCGCACUGAGGGCGGCCUGGUCGUCGUCUGCGGCGGCGGCUGCGGCUGAGGAGCCCGGCUAAGGCGCCAGUACCCGGCCCGGUCCACAUUUUGCCUUCCGGCUUCGGUUUCCCUCGGCCCGGCACGCCCCGGCCCCGCCCCAGCCCUCCCGAUCUCUCGCAGCCCGGCUCCAGCCGCCCGCUUCUGCCGCCGCAAUGAUGAUGAUGGCGCUGAGCAAGACCUUCGGGCAGAAGCCCGUGAAGUUCCAGCUGGAGGACGACGGCGAGUUCUACAUGAUCGGCUCCGAGGUGGGAAACUACCUCCGUAUGUUCCGAGGUUCUCUGUACAAGAGAUACCCCUCACUCUGGAGGCGACUAGCCACUGUGGAAGAGAGGAAGAAAAUAGUUGCAUCGUCACAUGGUAAAAAAACAAAACCUAACACUAAGGAUCACGGAUACACAACUCUAGCCACCAGUGUGACCCUGUUAAAAGCCUCGGAAGUGGAAGAGAUUCUGGAUGGCAACGAUGAGAAGUACAAGGCUGUGUCCAUCAGCACAGAGCCCCCCACCUACCUCAGGGAACAGAAGGCCAAGAGGAACAGCCAGUGGGUACCCACCCUGCCCAACAGCUCCCACCACCUGGAUGCCGUGCCAUGCUCCACGACCAUCAACAGGAACCGCAUGGGCCGGGACAAGAAGAGAACCUUCCCCCUUUGCUUUGAUGACCACGACCCAGCUGUGAUCCACGAGAAUGCAUCUCAGCCCGAGGUGCUGGUCCCCAUCCGGCUGGACAUGGAGAUCGAUGGGCAGAAACUGCGAGACGCCUUCACCUGGAACAUGAAUGAGAAGUUGAUGACACCUGAGAUGUUUUCAGAAAUCCUCUGUGACGAUCUGGAUUUGAACCCACUGACGUUUGUGCCAGCUAUCGCCUCCGCCAUCAGACAGCAGAUUGAGUCCUACCCCACGGACAGCAUCCUGGAGGACCAGUCAGACCAGCGCGUCAUCAUCAAGCUGAACAUCCAUGUGGGAAACAUUUCCCUGGUGGACCAGUUUGAGUGGGACAUGUCAGAGAAGGAGAACUCGCCAGAGAAGUUUGCCCUGAAGCUGUGCUCAGAGCUGGGGUUGGGCGGGGAGUUUGUCACCACCAUCGCAUACAGCAUCCGGGGACAGCUGAGCUGGCAUCAGAAGACCUACGCCUUCAGUGAGAACCCUCUGCCCACAGUGGAGAUUGCCAUCCGGAACACGGGCGAUGCGGACCAGUGGUGCCCGCUGCUGGAGACGCUGACAGACGCCGAGAUGGAGAAGAAGAUCCGCGACCAGGACAGGAACACGAGGCGGAUGAGGCGUCUCGCCAACACAGCCCCAGCCUGGUAACCAGCCCAUCAGCACGCGGCUCCCACGGAGCAUCUCAGAAGAUUGGGCCGCCUCUCCUCCAUCUUCUGGCAAGGACAGAGGCGAGGGAACAGCCCAGCGCCAUCCUGAGGAUCGGGGUGGGGGUGGAGUGGGGGCUUCCGGGUGGCCCUUCCCGGCACACAUUCCAUUUGCUGAGCCCCAGUCCUGCCCCCCACCCUCCCCGCCCCUCCCCAGUCUCUGGGGUCAGGAAGAAACCUUAUUUUAGGUUGCGUUUUGUUUUUGUAUAGGAGCCCCAGGCAGGGCUAGUAACAGUUUUUAAAUAAAAGGCAACAGGUCAUGUUCAAUUUCUUCAAA
This is a messenger RNA of Macaca mulatta (Rhesus monkey), 1725 nucleotides long. It is a transcript of the gene SMARCB1, whose product is annotated as SWI/SNF related, matrix associated, actin dependent regulator of chromatin, subfamily b, member 1. The record is from RefSeq and is a predicted model, not a curated record. Lineage: Eukaryota; Metazoa; Chordata; Mammalia; Primates; Cercopithecidae. Gene Ontology annotation, biological process: chromatin remodeling. Gene Ontology annotation, cellular component: nuclear chromosome.